Messenger RNA from Corvus hawaiiensis (hawaiian crow), 4224 nucleotides. It is a transcript of the gene R3HCC1L, whose product is annotated as R3H domain and coiled-coil containing 1 like. The coding region runs from base 1921 to 3867 and encodes 648 amino acids. The record is from RefSeq and is a predicted model, not a curated record. The transcript has 7 exons. Lineage: Eukaryota; Metazoa; Chordata; Aves; Passeriformes; Corvidae.
ACGGCGGCCCGGGCUGCGCACCCUGCUCGCUCCCGGUGCUGCCCCGCUCUCCCCCUCCCUGGUGUCCCAGCCCUGAUCCUUACCCCCUGUCCCAUCCCUGUUCCCCAGCCCUGCUCCCCACGCCCUGUCCCAGUCCUGAUCCCCACCUGAAGGCCCACCUCCCCCAGUCCGCUGGCAGGCAACCCCCGGGAUAACAUGGCACGUUGCAGACCCCAUAAUUCCCCCCACUGUACAGAGUCGCAGGACGAUGUGUCAGCCCUUGAGUGCCGGGGAGUUUCACGGGUCCCUGGGUGCUCGGUGCGCCAGUCUGCCAUGCCGUGGCACCUGGUGCUCACAGGUGCUGGGCACUCUUUUUCGUGCCUGCCUUCGGGCCCCUGGCAUCCUCGUCUGUUCACACCACCUGCGAGGUUCUGUGUGCUGCCUGCUGUGGGGCUGUCACAGCCCUAGAGUGGCCCAUGGCAUGAUGCUGGUGACCAGAUCUGCCUCUUGCACAUUUUGGGGUGGUCACUCCAGUCACUUGCUUUCUGGUGUAAGUGCAUUGUAGGGCUCUGGGCCUUGCUGUUCAGGCUGCUGUUGCUCCAUGAGUAGCUACUUUGGGUUAUUUUACCUUCAUUUUCCCAGGCUGGGUCUUGCUUUGUUUCCUGCUUACAUUUCUUGGAUCCUUUGAAUGGUGUCUACUCUGGAUGGUGUUUGCAACAGCUCGCUGCUCAGUAUCAUCUGCAAAUUUAAUGACAAUUCACUAUUCAAGUAAAAGUUGGAGAGAUGGUGUAAAAUGAGACCCUGAAGUUCAGCUGAGUUGGCUCUUGCUUGCCUUAUCAAAAAGCUUUACCCAGUGAUUCUUCUGAAAUAACUCCUCUGGGCAAGCCAAUGUCCACCCACCAUUCAUUGUGUUGGGUGUGCAGGCUCCUUUACCUGCCAGUUUUGUUCUGUGCUAGGGAUAGGAACAGGGUUUAUCCUGUUCUCAGCUCUGGUUUUGUUGUCCUUUCUUGCACAGAAAAUCAGUGCCUUGUUUGCUCUACCCAUCACUGGGGUUCUGGUUUCUUCUCGGCACUGUGUGUCAGCGGGUUAAUAGGUUCGUCUCCGCACUGGCCAGGCUGGCCAGGUGACUGUGUCUGUGUGGACAUGCUGUUUUCGCUUUCCCUGCAGCUGUUUUUGCAAGGCCUUUGCCUCAUUUGCAUUUUUCUGUUUAAAAACAGUGAUUUUUCCCUUUUGAGUCAUCUUUAUUUUUGAGCCAUCAUUAAUUUUCUCUCCCUCCUUGUUUAUUAAUAGACCUUUUCACUUUUGUGCUGAUUCUGCCUGGGUAUAUUUGUGAAGUCCUUUGUAUUCCCCUUAGCAUUCUGGCUGUUAACUCCUUAUGCUGGUUUGUUGUCCCUUCCCUCCCCCCCUGCCCCCCUGCAGCUGUGAGGGGACACUAUUGACUUACAAAUCAUUUUCCUGUCUGGAAUGUUCCCCUUCUCUUGUUCCAGGUAUCUCCUAAGAGCAUCUAUUCCAGGUGUCUCCUAAGAGUAUUGCAAGUGAAAGGCACGAUUGAAAUCUCUCUCAGUGCCUUUGACGCUUUUGCCAGCCCCUCACAUAGCCAGCGUUUGCUGUGUCUACUGGAGAGCGUCUUUCUCCUGGCAGCAAGGCACAGGGACGUCUUAAAGCCCUCGGGGCUGCAGGCAGAAGUUGGAUGGAAUGCAGCUCUUUGCGCCUUGAAUGCUUUGCUUUGCCUCCUACCAGUGGCUCUGUGUUCUUGCCUUUGCUCUGUCUGUCUCCACCAGGUAUCCAGGUCCUUCCCUGGCCCUGCCGCCUGCUGUUGAGCCAGGUGGCCUGGGCUGGAGCUCUGCUGAGAGCAGGAGAGGUGCAGGGUAGCCAAAACCUCUGACAAUCCUUGCCUGGGCUGCCAGGGGCUGGUGUUGUGCAGCUGGUAGCGGUGGCACCAUGCAGCAGGAGGCGGAGGGCAGCCGGACGCGCCGCAGGAAGCCUGACAUGGCCCUCUACGUGCCCAAAGCGCGGCGGGAGAGAGAGGCAAAGGCGGCAGGCGAUGCACGCGUGGGGCACCGCUGGGAGCCCGAGAACCACUGCCUGGUGCAGGAUGCUGGCUGGGGCAGUGGCGAGGGGCAGAGGCCAAGCCCCCGUGCCAGAACGCAGGCAGGCAGAGCAGCAAGGAGGGAGAACAAGGUGGAUUCCGGCCCAAAGGAGCUGCGGACAGCCUCUGCCAGGCACAGCCAUAGGAUGGGAGGCAGCUGCCCCAUUGCACUGGAAAGCCUGGAGGCAUCACCCAGCGUGUGUGAGCCAUGCCCAGAUCCAGCUGUUGCUCAGCCCUGGGACAGGCAGGAUAAAGCAUCUCAUGAAGGACCCGGAGAGCUCAGCCACGGCCACAGGAUGAUAAGGACUGAGCCUGACCCUCCAUCCCCACCGAGUGCCCAGACUGGGGCUGUGAAGGCUACCCCCGAGCCUGGGGAUGACCCCACUAGCCCAACACCUGCUGCUAGCCCAGCACUGGUUUGUCAGACAGGUCUGAGUGAUGUGUUGGAACACUUGGGGGACAGCACCCCAGAUCCAGCUGGGAACCUCUCCCAAAGCCUGGGAGAGGCUGUCCUGGAGUCAGAAGGGGUGGGCAACCAUGACAGGGUGCCCCGGUUGGUGGGUCUGAAAGCCUGGGAGGAGGAGAGGGAGGAAGACAGGUCUCUCCUGGCAGAGCAGAGCAAGGGUUGUGCCACUGGGUUACUGAAGGAAGAGGAGACGUGGGGAGGAAGGGCUGAGCUUCCUGGGGAGAGCACCUUGUGUGCACCAGGAGCCAGCUGUGAACCUGUGUUGCUGGGGGGUAGCGUGGGCGGUGUGCCAGUACUCCCAGGGGGCAGCACUCCACGGCAGGGCAUGGGCAGCCCAUCCCAGCUCCUGCCUGUGAUGGAGGAGAGCACUGCUGGUGCUGGGGAUCCCGGUGAGGAGGGUGACCUGGUGUCUGCUGUAGAGAAAGCGGGCAGCACUUCUGCCUCUGCCUGCAGAGAUGGCAGUGCUGGGGCUGAGAGCAGCCCAUGGGACGGAGCACCUCUGGAAAGCUGUGAGCCCCCACUGCCCCUAGAGCUGCUGUGCCAUGGCAUGGAGGGGAUCUCGCCUGCAUCCUGGGCCAAGGAGCUGGCAAGGCCAGAUGAGGAUAUGGGCUCGCUGCAGAAGCACCAGGAGGCUGAGAAGGAAGAGAAAGGUCUCCACAGCAGCUCUCCAAAGGAAGGACAGAGCAGUGCCAGUGCUGAAACCCUGAGCCAGACCAGCCCGGGUGCCGAGGAGAGCUGGGAUGUGCUGUUCAACGAUGAUGGGGACUGCCUGGACCCACGCCUGCUGGAGGAGCUCUCAGGGAGUGUGAAGCACCAGGAGAGCCAGCAGUCACCCCGCUUCAACUACUAUGGGGCUGAACCUGCUGCGCCAGACAUCAGCGAUGAUGAGCUGCCCCACGUCAUCGAGAUCUACGAUUUCCCCUCGGAUUUCCGCACUGAGGACCUGAUGCGUGUCUUCUGCAGCUAUCAGAAAAAAGGCUUUGAUAUUAAGUGGGUGGAUGAUACGCACGCCCUGGGCAUCUUCUCCAGCCCCAUAACAGCACGCGAUGCCCUCAGCUCCAAGCACCUGAUGGUGAAGACGCGCCCACUCUCCCAGGGCACCCGUGCCUCUAAAGCCAAAGCCAGGGCAUAUGCUGAAUACCUGCAGCCGGCCAAGGAGCGCCCUGAAACAUCAGCUGUCCUGGCCAGGCGGCUGGUGAUUGGUGCCCUCGGGGUACGGAGCAACCAGACACCAGCCCAGCGAGACGCUGAGCGGAGGAAGCUGCAAGAAGCUCAGGAGAGGAAGCGCCUGGAGAACAAGCAGCGGGAGGAUGCCUGGGAGGGCCGGGACUGAGCCAGGAGGCUGCACUUUCAGCCCACAUUCCUCUCUGUGGGCGGGCAGAGCACUCUGUGUCUCAGAGCUGGGACGGAUUCUGCACUGCGUCCAAAAGCACUGGGCUGCUUCACCGCAAGGGCUGAGCAGCAUGCGGGCUGGUUGGUGCUGUGGGGAUGCUGUUGCUGUCAGACAGCUCUGCCCACCCUGCCCAGGGCAGAACCCCCAAGGCUACCAGCCACAGCAGGAGCAACAGCAGGAUGCACAGAGCUCAGCAGAGAGCAUGGGGGCCUGUGCGGGGCGGCCCUGGCCACCUGGCAGGGCCUUGUGAGUGAGAGUUUCUGUCCUCUAUUUUGCUAAUAAAUGCCAUUUAUUUUA